Molecule: messenger RNA, 407 nt
Organism: Ruditapes philippinarum (Manila clam)
Lineage: Eukaryota; Metazoa; Mollusca; Bivalvia; Venerida; Veneridae
Product: progranulin-like
Exons: 3
Coding region: 77-316 (79 amino acids)
Source: RefSeq, a predicted model, not a curated record
AUAUAUUGUUUUAUAUUACGCAGAUUUGUCUUAGAUGUACACGAUUUUAACAGAACGAUAUUUCGGAUAAAGGAAAAUGUUUCAUUUGCUUACAAUGGUUUUAGCCGCUGCUACACUAUUAUCUGCAGUGCAACAUUCCUGGGCUGGCUACUGCCCGGAUAGGGUGAUAUGGUGCCCUGAUGAUCAAACAUGUUGUGUGAUGAACACUAUGGGUACAUUGUGGGGUUGCUGUCCAAUAAAGAAUGCUGUCUGCUGUACAGAAGGUUGCUGUCCUCCAACGUACAAGUGUGGCGCAAAUGGAAAAUGCAUAAAGUAGCAGAAGUUCUUGAAUAUGUUCCAGUUUUAACAACACAAUAAAAUGAUUUAUCAAGCUCUUCUCCAAACUUAUCAAUAAAAUGUUUGAAAUA